Episyrphus balteatus (marmalade hoverfly) is the source of this 1200-nucleotide messenger RNA. RefSeq names its product peptide methionine sulfoxide reductase (gene MsrA). NCBI's taxonomy places the organism in Eukaryota, Metazoa, Arthropoda, Insecta, Diptera, Syrphidae. Gene Ontology annotation, molecular function: peptide-methionine (S)-S-oxide reductase activity. Bases 170 to 925 code for a protein of 251 amino acids. The transcript is spliced from 4 exons. Gene Ontology annotation, biological process: cellular response to oxidative stress. Gene Ontology annotation, cellular component: cytoplasm. The record is from RefSeq and is a predicted model, not a curated record.
CGUUUUAGUUUGAAUAAUUCAACUGACAAAAUAAUAUUACACAGUAAAUUUGAAUUUACAAAGGUUCCUUUUAAAGAGGACAAAACUAUUAAAAUUGAUUUUAAAAAUCAUAUUAAAUUUAUUAAUAAAAUAAUAAAUCAUUAAAAAUUAAACAAACAAGUUUGUGAAGAUGUCUGUUAUUGCUGUUCUACCAUCAGGACCAUUGAGUUCAUACCCAAGUGUUAAGGACAAGUCAAUUGUUAAAAAUGAACAAAAAGAGUUAAACAUUACUCCAGUCCAUAAACUGGACAUUCCAUUCGAGACAGCAACAUUUGGUAUGGGUUGCUUUUGGGGAGCCGAAUCAUUAUAUGGCGGAACCAAGGGUAUUAUUCGAACAACUGUCGGUUAUUCAGGUGGUACCCUUCAAGCACCAAAGUAUAGAGUCUUAGGUGAUCAUACUGAGUGCUUGGAAAUUGACUACGAUCCCACAGUUAUAACCUAUAAACAAUUGUUGCAUCUUUUCUGGAAUAAUCAUGAGUAUGGACUAUGUACACCAAUCAAGAGGCAAUACAUGUCAUUGAUCUUGUAUCACAACGAAGAGCAAAAAGAAAUUGCUGAGGCAUCAAAGAUCGCUGAGCAGAAGAUACGUACACAUGAGAAAAUUUAUACUGAAAUUUCUCCUGCUAAAGAGUUUUGGCCAGCUGAAGAUUAUCAUCAAAAAUAUCGCCUUCAAGGACAUAAGGAUCUCUGUCAAUCUCUUGGUUUAACAACAUCCGAGCUAUUACAAACAUCAUUUGUUGGCACAAAGCUUAACGGUUACAUUGCUGGAGCUGGUGGAGUUAAAUUGUUCCUAGAAGAAGCCGAUAAAAUGGGUCUGACUCCCUCGCAAAGCGAAUAUAUUCGUCAUUAUGUUGAAGAGAACGAAGGACGAGGAUUGUAUUGCUGACGGAAUGGUAGACAGAGAGUGUGUGAUAAUGUUAGAUAUAAAAAGUAUACAAGUGAAUAGAAAUUAAGAUUUAUAUGGAAUGUUGAAUUGAAGGUAGCUUUUUCUAUAUAUUAAUAUAAUUUUAUUGAAAUUGGAUUUUGUAUAAUGAAAGUGAUGAUUAUCCUUCAAAAAUGAUGAUAAUAAGAUAAUAAUAAGAAAAAUCAACCUAUUUUUUUAGUUUUUAAGUUUUUAAAUAGAGAAAUAUAGAAUAAAAAAAUAUUUUAUGAAUUUAACAA